Sceloporus undulatus (fence lizard) is the source of this 1728-nucleotide messenger RNA. RefSeq names its product acetylcholinesterase-like. Gene Ontology annotation, cellular component: plasma membrane. The annotation marks the transcript as partial. The transcript is spliced from 4 exons. Gene Ontology annotation, biological process: acetylcholine catabolic process; choline metabolic process. The record is from RefSeq and is a predicted model, not a curated record. Gene Ontology annotation, molecular function: acetylcholinesterase activity. Lineage: Eukaryota; Metazoa; Chordata; Lepidosauria; Squamata; Phrynosomatidae.
GUUUCAUACUCCUCCAGACUGAACUGUCAGUUUGGCUGAGAACCUGAGACUGACAACUGCAUUCUUGGCACAGGAGUUACAGUGAUGUUUGAAACAUUUCCUUGCCUGUUCCUUCUCUUCUGGCUGGGCUUUUGUUCUGCCUCUAGAAGUGAUAAUGUGGUGGUCACUAGCACUGGCCCGAUCCAGGGGAAACACGUCAUGACAGAAUCUGGCAUGGUGACAGCUUUCUUGGGAAUUCCUUAUGCGGAACCUCCUGUGGGCGAACUGCGUUUCCAGAAGCCCCAUCUCCAUCAGCCUUGGAGCCAUGUCAUGAAGACCACCAGCUUUGGAAAUUCCUGCUACUCUGAGGAUUCACCUAUUUCCAACUAUCACAAAGCAAUAUACUCAGAACCCAUCUUGCCAGUCUCUGAGGACUGUCUGUUCCUCAACAUCUGGGUGCCUCAACCCCAGCCAUCUGUCCCAGCCUCUGUUCUUGUCUGGAUCCAUGGAGGUGGCUUUUACAUGGGCACAGGCUCUAGUGAUAGAAGCUUGCUGGCUGCCACUGAGAACAUCAUUGUGGCAUCUAUGAACUACCGUCUGGGCUCCCUGGGAUUUCUGGCUCUACCUCCAGGUGCUCCAGGGAAUGCUGGGUUGUGGGACCAACACUUAGCACUGAGUUGGCUGAAGGAAAACAUAGCUGCCUUUGGGGGAGAUCCAACUCGGAUAACCAUAGGGGGUCAAAGCACUGGGAGUGCAUCAGUGGGUUUCCAUCUCCUCUCACCAGUGAGCCAAUAUCUCUUUGCUCAGGCAACUUUACAAAGUGGAGCUGCCAUUGCCUACUGGGCUUGGGUGAAUCCUGAAGAGGCUAAGGUCAGAGCAAGAACUCUAGGCCAGAUGUUGGGCUGUGUAGAGAAUGAUGACAUAGAUGUGGUAAACUGCCUGAAAAGGAGGGAUCCGGGAUUGCUCAUGCAGAAGAUUGCUCAUGCUAUUGAUCCAAAGACUUUGACAGACCUUGUUUUUGUGCCAACAACAGAUGGGGAAUUCCUUCCAGAUAGCCCUCAGAACCUUUUGGAAGCCUGGAGUAUUCCAUUCAAGCCCAUCUUGACGGGCUUCACCCCUGAUGAGAGUACCAUAUUCCUCCCAAAUAAUGCUCCUGGUUUUAGUUUAUCCAGCGAGAGCCUGAUCAGUCAUAAGCAGUUAUUGGAGGGCCUCCAUCUUGUGGCACCAAAGGCUUCUGACAGUGCUGUUGAGGCUGCAGCAUUGAUCUAUACGCAACAGAAAGAUGGGGAUGAGCGAUAUCGCAAUGCAAUGAUCAAAGCUUCAGGGGACCAUAUCUUCUUGUGCCCUAUGGCUGAAUUGGCCACGCGGAUGGCAGAAGCUGGAAGCUCAGUUUUUGCCUACAUCUUCACUCACCGGCCCCCAUUUCCAGGAAUGCCUGACUGGUUUGGGGUGCCCCAUUGUGCUGAGUUGCCUUAUCUUUUUGGUAACAUACUAUCUCUAUCAGGAAGCAAUUUAACAGACACAGAGACUGAAACGAUACUGAGCCAAAGAGUUAUGCAUUACUGGGGACAGUUUGUGAGAACUGGAUCUCCUGAUGGGGAAAGUGGCAAAGAGUGGCUUCCCUACACAGGAGAGAAUUUUUUCCGCAUCGACACAGAGAUAGCUCAGCCUGAGGAAAUGUCACUCACCCAGUAUUGUGGAGUCUGGGACUGGAUGGAGCCAAAGUACCCACAUGGCCAGAAGGAGGAG